CCCCAUCUUUCUCCAAUCGAAUCGCACACGCCACGCGAGCUCCCUCUCCUAAAGCCCUAACCCUAGCCUCCAAGUCGUCGUCCUCCGGAAGCUUCCGGCCUCCGCCGCCGCCGCAGCGCCAUGGCCUCGGAGACGGAGACGUUCGCCUUCCAGGCGGAGAUCAACCAGCUGCUGUCGCUCAUCAUCAACACGUUCUACUCCAACAAGGAGAUCUUCCUCCGCGAGCUCAUCUCCAACUCCUCCGAUGCGUUGGACAAGAUCAGGUUCGAGAGCUUGACGGACAAGAGCAAGCUGGAUGCUCAGCCAGAGCUGUUCAUCCAUAUUGUUCCUGACAAGGCCUCCAACACACUGUCGAUCAUUGACAGUGGUAUUGGUAUGACCAAGUCAGAUCUUGUGAACAACCUGGGUACCAUUGCCAGGUCAGGGACUAAGGAGUUUAUGGAGGCACUGGCUGCUGGUGCUGAUGUGUCCAUGAUUGGUCAGUUCGGUGUUGGAUUCUACUCUGCCUACCUUGUUGCCGAGAGAGUAGUUGUGACCACCAAGCACAACGAUGACGAGCAGUAUGUGUGGGAGUCUCAGGCUGGUGGGUCCUUCACUGUCACACGUGACACAUCUGGGGAGCAGCUUGGGAGGGGUACUAAGAUCACCCUCUACCUCAAGGAUGAUCAGUUGGAAUACCUUGAAGAGCGCCGCCUCAAGGACCUGAUCAAGAAGCACUCUGAGUUUAUCAGCUACCCUAUCUCUCUAUGGACUGAGAAGACCACUGAGAAGGAAAUUUCUGAUGAUGAAGAUGAGGAAGAGAAGAAGGAUGCUGAGGAGGGCAAGGUUGAGGAUGUUGAUGAAGAGAAGGAAGAAAAGGAGAAGAAAAAGAAGAAGAUCAAGGAGGUUUCUCAUGAGUGGUCCCUGGUCAACAAACAGAAGCCUAUCUGGAUGAGGAAGCCUGAGGAGAUCACUAAGGAGGAGUAUGCUGCUUUCUACAAGUCCCUGACAAACGACUGGGAGGAGCAUCUUGCUGUCAAGCACUUCUCUGUGGAGGGUCAGCUGGAAUUCAAAGCUGUUCUCUUUGUUCCCAAGAGGGCACCAUUCGACCUCUUUGAUACGAGGAAGAAGCUCAACAACAUCAAGCUCUACGUCCGCCGAGUCUUCAUCAUGGACAACUGUGAGGAGCUGAUCCCUGAGUGGCUGAGCUUUGUCAAGGGCAUUGUUGACUCCGAGGAUCUUCCCCUCAACAUCUCCCGUGAGAUGCUGCAGCAGAACAAGAUUCUCAAGGUCAUCAGGAAGAACCUUGUCAAGAAGUGCGUUGAGCUCUUCUUCGAGAUUGCUGAGAACAAGGAAGACUACAACAAGUUCUAUGAAGCCUUCUCCAAGAACCUCAAGCUCGGUAUCCACGAGGACUCCACCAACAGAAACAAGAUUGCCGAGCUCCUGAGGUACCACUCCACCAAGAGCGGCGAUGAGCUGACCAGCCUCAAGGAUUACGUGACGAGGAUGAAGGAAGGCCAGAACGACAUAUACUACAUCACCGGCGAGAGCAAGAAGGCCGUGGAGAACUCCCCCUUCUUGGAGAAGCUGAAGAAGAAGGGUUACGAGGUCCUCUACAUGGUUGAUGCCAUCGACGAGUAUGCUGUUGGCCAGCUCAAGGAGUUUGAGGGCAAGAAGCUCGUCUCUGCCACCAAGGAGGGACUCAAGCUUGAUGAGAGCGAGGACGAGAAGAAGCGGAAGGAGGAGCUCAAGGAGAAAUUCGAGGGUCUCUGCAAGGUCAUCAAGGAGGUGCUCGGAGACAAGGUCGAGAAGGUGGUGGUCUCGGACCGUGUGGUGGACUCCCCGUGCUGCCUCGUCACCGGCGAGUAUGGCUGGACGGCCAACAUGGAGAGGAUCAUGAAGGCCCAGGCGCUGAGGGACUCGAGCAUGGCCGGGUACAUGUCGAGCAAGAAGACGAUGGAGAUCAACCCGGAGAACGCCAUCAUGGAGGAGCUCCGCAAGCGCGCCGACGCCGACAAGAACGACAAGUCCGUCAAGGACCUCGUCUUGCUCCUCUUCGAGACGGCCCUCCUCACCUCCGGCUUCAGCCUCGACGACCCCAACACCUUCGGCAGCAGGAUCCACCGCAUGCUCAAGCUCGGCCUGAGCAUCGACGAGGACGAGACGGCGGAGGCCGACACCGACAUGCCGCCGCUCGAGGACGACGCCGGCGAGAGCAAGAUGGAGGAGGUCGACUAAGCGGGUUUCCUUUUUUUUCCCCUCGUCAAAUCCUUCGCAGCGAAAGUACACCAUGGAGCAUUGGAGCUAGCUUAUCUGUUUUACCUUUUGAACAUCGCGUUGUUGGGUCGGUUCGGUUUAUUUUGUGCGAUUUGCUUUACCUUUACCUAGCCUGCAAUGCAUGGGGCUAGAUUGUGCUAUGGGUUCUCGAACUGCGUACGUUAAUUAUAUUGCUAAAUAUGAGUAUUAUAUUAGUGUCCUCAUGAGUUGUCUAUUUUUUCCUCUGCAAGUUAGAUGUAUCAAUUAAUUUUGCG
Messenger RNA from Oryza sativa Japonica Group (Japanese rice), 2513 nucleotides. The record is from RefSeq and is a predicted model, not a curated record. NCBI's taxonomy places the organism in Eukaryota, Viridiplantae, Streptophyta, Magnoliopsida, Poales, Poaceae.